AUGCCUACCAACAUUCUAACCAUGAAGACAAACAAUGAUUUUGAACUUGAUUGCAAGAAAAUUCAUGAUUCUUUAAGUGGUUUAAGCCAACUGAUUCCAUCACUUGCUUCCUUAACCAUCCUUGAAAGAAAACAACUAAGGGAAACAUAUAAGGAAGUGUAUGGUGAAGACUUGAUAAACCAACUACAAAAAUAUGAUGAAGAUGAUUUCUUUUCUUCUAUGAAAUUCUAUACUUUGUCCUUAUGGAUGCUUUGUCCACAUGAUAGAGAUGCUUAUAUAGCUAGAGAAGCUCUUCAACAAGAUGAAACCAAUUUCAAGGCUCUUGUGGAAAUUUUUGUAGGUAGAAAAUCAAGUCAUGUUGGUCUCAUCACACAAGCAUAUCAUAAAAUGUUUAGAAGGCAACUGGAUCAAGAUAUUAUGAAUUUGGAUCCUCCACAUCCAUUUCAAAAGAUUCUUAUGGCAUUGUCAGCAUCACAUAAAGCUCACCAAGUAGAUAUAAGCCAUCAUAUAUCAAAGUGUGAUGCAAGGAGGCUAUAUGAAACUGGAGAGGGAAGCUUAGGAGCUAUAGAUGAAGCUGUUGUACUAGAAAUUUUAAGCAAGAGGAGUAUUCAACAAUUGAAGUUAACAUUUUUGAGUUAUAAACACAUUUAUGGACAUGAUUAUACAAAGUCUAUCAAGAAAGGAAACAAUGGACAAUUCGGUAAAGCUCUAAUGGUAGUUGUAAACUGUAUUUGCAAUCAAGCACAUUAUUAUGCAAAGGGAUUAUAUACAACCAUCAAAAAUGGGAAAAGGGGCAUAGGAACUUUGGCAAGAACACUUGUAAGGAGGGCAGAUAUAGACAUGGAUGAGAUUAGAAGUGUUUUCAAGGAAAAGUAUGAGAAAGAACUUGGUGAUGUUAUAUUUGAAAGCAUUCCAUGUGGGGACUAUAGAGACUUUUUAAUUGCAUUGGCUACAAAAUCUUCAACCCUUUCUUCCAUCUCAUAA
Vicia faba (fava bean) is the source of this 984-nucleotide messenger RNA. The record is from the annotation of a GenBank genome assembly. NCBI's taxonomy places the organism in Eukaryota, Viridiplantae, Streptophyta, Magnoliopsida, Fabales, Fabaceae.